AUGAUAAAAAGACGAAUAAUAAAUCAAAAUGGGAAUAUACUACGAUCUAAAGUCAAAGGAUAUUGUAUCCAAUGUAAUCAAAUAAGGCCAUAUACUCCAAAAUAUGUAAACGAUGAAUUAUACACAGAAUAUUUAACCAAAAUUGCAGAAGCUCAGGAAAAGAAUAGAAAUAAACCAAUAGCGAAUAAUGACGAAUCAACGAAAUAUGUGGAAGAACCAUUGAAAUCACAUAGUUUAGUACAAUACAAACCAAGUGGUAAAGUAAAAGAUCCAAUAGAGUCAUCAGAAGUAAUAAAUCAUGGUCAAAAACAACCGAAAGAUGUUGAAUCAAAAAAGUCAUCAUCAAAAGCUGAUAAAUCAAUACAAGCUGAAUCAGAAUUAACUCCAGAACAAAGAGAAUUGAAAUAUGAAGCUGAACUCAAAGACAUGAUCGAAUUUUUUGAAAAAGAUCAAUUAUCAGGAUCUUCAAAAGAAAUAACUAAAGACAUUUUUGCAGCUAAAGUUGAUUCCAUGUUUGAUAGAUUUCCACAUCUAAAACAAGAGCAUUUGGACAAUUCCGAUAGUCAUAAACUAACAAUUCCAAUACCAGUUACAAAAUUACCGAAAACUAAAGAAGAAGUAAUAGAGUCAAAGGAUAAGAAACAACCAAAACCAAUACCAACACCAAAACCAAAACCAAAACCAACACGAAAACAAAAGCCAAAGCCAAAGUCAGAAUCUAAAAAAAGAAUUCAUGAGAAAGUACUCGAAACUCAAGAGUUUGUGACUAGUGCAAAUAUCGAACAUCAACCUAUAAGUCAAGCUAUAGCUCCUAAACCAUCCGAAAUUCCACAAUUGGCACACAAUCUAGAUCGAGUAUUAUUUUCACCUGGUGUUCAUUUUUUACAAGAUCCAAGAACUAGAGUUUAUAAUUUUUCACCAUUUUUGAAAAAUAUAAUACAUUAUAAUGAUUUUAAUUUUGAAGCUAUUUCAUCUUUCGUACCUGCUUCAAAAGAUGAUUCUCUUUUUGAAAAUGCUCAAAAAUUUAAUAAACAAUUUUAUUCCUCAACUUCAUCAAUGACGGGAAUGUUAACUAAAUUCUAUUUAUUUUUAAAUGAUUAUGAUGAAAGAAAUAUACCAAGAUUUGGAAUUAUAAAUUUUAAUGGAUUAUCUUAUAAAUCACAAAAUAGUUUAAUUGUCGAACCAAAGGGGAAAUUAUUUGAUGAUAAAACUGUUUAUUCAAUCCAAGCAGAUAGAUCGUGUGAUAAUGAGACUAUAUUAUCUAAAAUGGGACAUUGUAUGGAAUUAUUAUUAACUAGUCCCAAAGAAGAGUUUCUUAAAUAUUCAAAAGAUUAUGAACAUGACGAAAAACCAGGAAUGAUACCUAAUACUUAUAACUAUUCAUCUUAUGGUUCGUUUUUGAUGAGAUCUCAAUUAGACUGUUAUGAUCCAAGAUUACCUGGAAAUGGAACAUUUGAUCUAAAAACAAGAGCAAGUAUAAAUGUGAGAUAUAAUUCAAAUUCUCCAAAUAUAUCUGAUAAUAAUUAUCAAAUUUGUAAAUUAAAAGGUCAAUAUGAAAGUUAUGAAACUGAAUUUAACGAUUUAAUAAGAACUGGAGCAUUAUUAAAAUAUUUAUUCCAAGCUAGAAUUGGUCAAAUGGAUGGUAUUUAUAUUGCUUAUCAUAAUAUUAAAUCAUUGUUUGGAUUUCAAUAUUUACCAUUAAGUGAAAUUGAUAAAGUAUUUUAUAACGAUGAGGCUCAUAUAUCAAUAUAUAAUCAAAUAAAACAAUAUGAAGAAAAAAUAGAAGAUUUAAUCGAUAUUGAAAAAUUACCAAGUCGUAUAGCUGAAUCACAAUUCAAGUUUUCAAUUGAGAUUUGGGAAAAUCUAUUAAAGUCAAUUUUAAUUGAUCUUGAAAAUGAAGGAUAUAAAGAUUGGGCAUUCAGAUUAAUUACAUAUACUACUGGAACUUCUAAAAAUAUGAAAUUGAGAGUACAUGCCUUACCAAUAACUUCAGAAGAAGCAGAAGAACUACAAAGUUUACCAGAUCAAUUUCCGGCAAGUUUUACUGCUGCUCAUUUAACAUUAGAUGAAAAGAGAAUGAAUAUAAAACAACAUGAAGAUAAAUUAAAUGAAUUUAAUAAAAAGACAACUUUGAAUCGACCAAUUUUAUCAUAUGAUAUAGAAAAAGUAACUUCAUCAAUUAAAAAAGGUCAAGUAGUAGCAGGUACAUUGCCCAAAGAUGUUAAAUCAUGGCAAUUAAGAUAUAAAAUAACAAGGAUUGAAAAUUAUCCAACACAAGAUUAUAUUACCUUAUUUUCAAGAUCAAUUGAACAAUUAUAUAAACAAAUUGAAGAAGCAAAUCAAUUUGAUAUAAAGAAUAGAAAGAAAAAGAAUAAAGUAAAUAAAUUAAGAAAAGAUAUUGAAACUUUGGAGAAAUUAGGAGAAUUAAGAUUAGAAAUAUGGAAAGAAAAAGAUGAUGAGAAUCAAGUUUAUGAACCAAGUGAAAAAUUGUAG
Molecule: messenger RNA, 2493 nt
Organism: Insectozyma verbasci
Lineage: Eukaryota; Fungi; Ascomycota; Pichiomycetes; Serinales; Debaryomycetaceae
Source: the annotation of a GenBank genome assembly